Molecule: messenger RNA, 4483 nt
Organism: Suillus paluster
Lineage: Eukaryota; Fungi; Basidiomycota; Agaricomycetes; Boletales; Suillaceae
Product: CHAT domain-containing protein
Exons: 3
Coding region: 375-4301 (1308 amino acids)
Molecular function (GO): protein binding
Source: RefSeq, a predicted model, not a curated record
CUAGUAAGUCUUAUAACUAUCUACUAGUAGCGUGCCUGCCACAUGACAGUCACUGCCCUCAUGCCAUCACCCUGCCUUAACUUCAAGUGCUUUUCAGGCUUGGCCUUGCGGCUCAGAGCCUUUUGCCCGAACUGCUAAUGGAGCAUUGCAUACUAUUGGCAAUUGGCGUACUAUGUACUACAUUGCCUUGUCAAGCCUUGUCGUACUAGUACUCUUUCGGCUCUGAGUUUAAUAUCGAAUUGAGAGGCCCUGCCUCAGCCUCUCUGUGACGUUGUGGCUCGCAGUUAAAUUCACGAGCUCCCUCGGCAUUCACUGUAUUAUGUCCCUCCCUGAUCUUCGCUGUGCCGGUGCUCGAGUUGAUCCUCCCUGUUGAGAUGGGGCAGUCAUCAUCUCGCGUCCUUGACAAAGUGGACAAAGUAGAGAAGGCUCGAGCGGCUCUGCGGCGCUCUCCCCCUGGCCAUUGGCUUCGAUCCAUGCGUCUCCACAAUCUUGCAGUCAGGCUUCAUGAAAGAUUUCACCAGCGAGGCUUCCUGUCUGAUCUCGAUGAGGCCAUUGAGGUCAAUCGGGCUGCACUGCUCCUCCGCCCCCCUGGUGAUUCUGAUCGAGCUUCAUCUCUUACCAAUCUUGCCAUCAGCCUUCAAGACAGAUUCCACCAGCGUGGCGCCCUGUCUGACCUUGACGAGGCCAUUGAGCUCAAUCAGGCUGCACUCCUCCUCCGUCUCCCCGGUCAUUCUAAACGAUCCAAAUCUCAUACCAAUCUUGCCCUAGGCCUUCAAGACAAAUUCCACCAGCGAGGCUUCCCGUCUGACCUUGACGAGGCCAUUAAGCUCAAUCGAGCUGCACUACUCCUUUGCCUCCCUCGUCAUUCUGACCGAUCCACUUUUCUCAACAAUCUUGCCAUUAGCCUGCGAGACAGAUUCGAGCAGCGAGGCUCCCCAUCUGACCUUGAUGAGGCUAUCGAGCUUCAUCGAGCUGCACUCCUCCUUCGUCCCCCCGGUCAUUCUGGUCGAUCCAUGUCUCUCUCUAAUAUUGCCAACGGCCUUCAAAACAGAUUCCACCAGCGUGGUGCCCUGUCUGACCUCAAUGAGGCCAUUGAAUUCUAUCAGGCUGCACUACUCCUCUGCCCCCCUGGUCAUUUUGGUCGAUCUGUGUAUCUCAACAAUCUUGCAGUCAGCCUUCAUGACAGAUUCGAGCAGCGAGGCUCUUCAUCUGACCUUGAUGAGGCCAUUCAGCUUCAUCAAGCUGCACUACUCCUCCGUCCCCCCGGUCAUUCUCAUCGAUCCAUGUCUCUCUCCAAUCUUGCCAACAGCCUUCGAGACAGAUUCCUCCAGCGUGGCGCCCUGUCUGACCUCAAUGAGGCCAUCGAGCUCCACAGCGCUGCACUACUCCUUCGCCCCCCUGGUCAUUCUGAUCGAUCCAUGUCUCUCAACAAUCUUGCCGCCAGCCUUCAUGACAGAUUCGAGCAGCGAGGCUCCUCAUCUGACCUUGAUGAAGCCAUUGAGUUUCAUCGAGCUGCACUCCUCCUCCGUCCCUCCGGUCAUUCUGAUCGAUCCAUGUCUCUCUCCAAUAUUGCCAACAGCCUUCGGGACAGAUUCCACCAGCGUGGCGCCCUGUCUGAUCUUGAUGAGGCCAUUGAGCUCAAUCGAGCUGCACUACUCCUUUGUCCCCUUCGUCAUUUUGGUCGAUCUGUGUAUCUCAACAAUCUUGCCAUCAGCCUUCAUGACAGAUUUGAGCAGCGAGGCUCCCCAUCUGACCUUGAUGAGGCCAUUGAGCUUCAUCGAGCUGCAUUCCUCCUCCGUCCCCCCGGUCAUUCUGAUCGAUUCAUGUCUCUCAGCAAUCUUUCCCUAUGCCUUCGAGACAGAUUCCACCAGCGUGGCGUCCUGUCUGACCUUGAUGAGGUCAUUGAGCUCAAUCGGGCUGCACUCCUCCUCCGUCCCCCUGGUCAUUCUGAUCGAGCCUCCUCUAUCACCAAUCUUGCCCUAAGCCUUCGAGACAGAUUCCACCAGCGUGGUGCCCCAUCUGAUCUUGAUGAGGCCAUUGAGCUCAAUCGAGCUGCACUACUCCUUUGUCCCCUUCGUCAUUUUGGUCGAUCUGUGUAUCUCAACAAUCUUGCCAUCAGCCUUCAUGACAGAUUCGAGCAGCGAGGCUCCCCAUCUAACCUUGAUGAGGCCAUUGAGCUUCAUCGAGCUGCACUCCUCUUAUGUCCCCCCGGACAUUCUGAUCGAUCCAUGUCUCUCUCCAAUCUUGCCAGCAGCCUUCAAGACAGGUUCCACCAAUGUGGCACCCUGUCUGACCUUGAUGAGGCCAUUGAACUCUAUCAGACUGCACUACCCCUCUGCCCCCCUGGUCAUUUUGGUCGAUCCGUGUAUCUAAAUAAUCUUGCAGUCAGCCUUCGAGACAGAUUCAAGCAGCGAGGCUCUUCAUCUGACCUUGAUGAGUCCAUCGAGCUUCAUCAAGCUGCACUACUCCUCCGUGCCCCUGGUGAUUCUAAUCGAGCUUCAUCUCUCACCAAUCUUGCCCAAAGCCUUCGAGACAGAUUCCACCAGCGUGGCGCUCUGUCUGACCUCGAUGAGGCCAUUGAGCUCUACCGCGCUGCACUACUCCUCCGUUUCCCUGGUCAUUCUGAUCGAUCCACGUCUCUCAACAAUCUUGCCACCAGCCUUCAUGACAGAUUCCAGCAGAGGGAGGUCAUGUCGGACCUGGAUGAGUCAUUUAUGCUGUAUUCGGAACUCCCCCACAUCCCCAAUGCAGCAUCUCGUCGCGAUCUUCACACUGCCAAGUCAUGGGUAAGCUCCGCAGAACAGUCGAAUCAUGGCUCUGCAUUGGUUGCCUAUCAGACCGCGUUGAAAUUCCUAGAUCAGCAUGUUGCUCUUUUGUCAUCUUCUUCCCGUCAUUUCGACGUAUUCAAAGAAGCCACUUCGUCCCUUGCCAUGGAUGCUUUCUCAUGCAGUGUUCGCUAUGGUGCUUUGACCACUGCUGUGGAACUUGUGGAGCAGGGCCGUGCGGUAUUCUGGACACAGUUGGCACGUUUCCGCACACCGCUCGACGAACUUUCCCUGUCAGGUGACACCAGCGCAGCCUUGGCGGAAGAGUUCAAGCGACUGAGCUUUCGCCUUCGUAGCGCGUUCGAUAAGUCUACUGAAGACCAGUCACCGCAAAUUCGGCAACUGACCAUGCAAUGGGACGAUGUCGUUUCACGCAUCCGUAUACUCCCUGACUUUUCUCGGUUUCUCCUCCAUCCACUAUUUUCUGGCCUCCAGGAGGCAGCUGAGGAAGGUCCAGUCAUUAUCGUGAAUGCCAGUCAGUACGGCUGUGAUGCCCUGAUUAUCUUCGGCACCCAAGAUCCUGUCCACGUUCCCCUCGCUAUCACGCAGACCGAAGUCUCGGAGUUGUCCUCUGAGUUUCAGUCCCUCGCAGAGGAAUUUGGUUCUUCUGAUCAUCAACACGAGCUUGUCAGCAUCCUCCGCAAGCUUUGGGAUCGUAUUGUUGACCCCGUGAUCCAAGCGCUGAUGGAGUCAGGAGUUGAACCUGGUUCGCGUAUCUGGUGGUGUCCCACCUCUCAGUUCACUCUACUUCCUCUACAUGCAGCCGGUCCGUACGAGAAGAAGAGGGACAAUUUGUCUCAGAUUUAUAUCUCCUCUUACACCCCGACUUUGGCUACUCUUGUUCGUGCGAGACAUCAGGUUUCUAUAGAUGCACCCACGCAACAUUUCGUUGCCGUUGGUCAAGCAAAUCCGGACGGAGGGAAGGAACUCCGAUGUGUCGCUCCUGAGUUGGCCGCAGUCGCUCAGCGUCUAUUGCCCCUCGUUUCCUUCACAUCACUCGAGAACAGCGACGCAACCGUCCAGGGUGCACUUGAUUCAUUACGCCAUAAUCAGUGGCUCCACCUAGCCUGCCAUGGAAUGCCGAAUCGGAAGCAACCAUUUCAAUCUUCCUUCGCAAUGCGCGACGGGCCUUUAAUGAUCACAGACAUCAUCCGAUCCCACUGGCAGAAUCCGGAGUUUGCAUUCUUAUCUGCUUGCCACACUACCGUAGGCGAUGAGAAGAGUCCAGAUGAGUCAAUCCAUCUCGCUGCGGCUAUGCAAUUCUCCGGAUUUCGCAGUGUCAUAGGUUCCAUGUGGUCUGUCGAUGACGAGGUUGCGCGGCAGGUUGUGUCCGCUUUUUAUGCCAACCUGGUUGAUAGUUCAGGGAGAUUGGACUGCACACGGGCCGCGGUAGCGUUGUACAAGGCCGUGAAGUCGUUGCGCAAGAUGAAGGUUCCACUGGAACAGCAGAUCGUAUUUGUUCACAUAGGCGUCUAGCUUAAGACCCGUUCACAAUUUUGUCGCAUUUGCUAUCGUUUGACCCCUCUCAUCGACGGUCCAGACGAGUGAGCUUUACGGGUUCUGGGAUGCUGGUCCGCACCCGAAGCCGAACACAAGUAAUUCUCAUUCUCGAUUGCAUGCCCAACCAAACGCUGCCGAAGUCGAAGUCAUUAGUCCCA